AUGGCAUUCCACAAGCGCCAGGCUUCCCAGGCGCAUUCCCAGGCCUCCACUCUCGGGUCUGGAGGAGUCUCAUCUAAUGGCAGGAGCCAGCUGCCCAUGCUAGCUUCACCGGAAACGAUGCGCUUCAACGUGCUCUGUUUGGUUGGCGAGUUUGUUGGCACCUUCUUGUUCCUCUUCUUUUCUUUUGCAGGCACCCAGGUUUCCAACACACCUAUGCCAGCUAAGGGGUCGUAUCCGAAUACGUCCAAUUUGCUCUACUCAUCUCUAUGCUUUGGCUUCGCCCUCACCGUCAAUGUUUGGGCCUUCUUCCGUGUGACUGGUGGUCUCUUCAACCCAGCUGUCACCCUCGCCCUCUGCCUGACUGGGGGUAUGCCUCCUCUACGAGGCUUGAUGGUCUUCCCUGCUCAAUUGAUUGCUGGAAUUGCUGCUGCCGGUGUUGUCAGCGCUCUUUUUCCGGGUCCGCUUAAUUGCGCGACUCGGCUUGGCGGUGGAGCUUCCAUCGCCCAGGGCCUUUUUAUUGAAAUGUUUUUGACCGCACAGCUGAUAAUUGUCAUUAUCAUGUUGGCUGUUGUGAAGCACAAGUCCACUUACCUUGCUCCCGUGGGCAUCGGACUUGCUUUCUUCCUCUGCGAGCUAGUUGGCGAUUACUACACCGGAGGCUCCCUGAACCCCGCUCGCUCCUUGGGGCCCGACGUCAUCAACCGCAGUUUCCCCGGAUACCACUGGAUCUACUGGGUCGGUCCUCUCCUCGGUUCGCUCGUGGCAUCUGGUUUUUUCCACGUGCUCCGCAUGGUCCGCUGGGAGAAAAUCAACCCUGGCCAGGACUACAAUGAGUGGGAGGCUCGCAAGGACUCGAUUGUCUCGGAUCAUGAUAUCAACGAUCCAAUCCACUACAGCUCUCAGCAAAACCAGCACUUGAACCAUAACGGCACACAAUAUCAGAACGGAACUCAGUACCAGCCUAACGACCAGUAUGCCACCGAGUCUACGUCUCAGACGCAUUAUCAGUCUCCGGGGCAGUACCAGACCCCAACCCAAGCUCAGGGCUACCUCCCAGACCAAACCCGUACCACCACCCAGCCUGAGUUCCAAACCAAGGCUCACCUAAGACCUGAGCAGCAGGUUUAA
Penicillium taxi is the source of this 1128-nucleotide messenger RNA. RefSeq lists its product as uncharacterized. Gene Ontology annotation, biological process: transmembrane transport. Gene Ontology annotation, cellular component: plasma membrane. NCBI's taxonomy places the organism in Eukaryota, Fungi, Ascomycota, Eurotiomycetes, Eurotiales, Aspergillaceae. The record is from RefSeq and is a predicted model, not a curated record. The transcript has 3 exons. Gene Ontology annotation, molecular function: water channel activity. The coding region runs from base 1 to 1128 and encodes 375 amino acids.